AUCUCUUGACGAGAUCAGUUGUUUCUAUCGAAUAGGUUCUAUAGACUCCUGCGCAUCACUUUGAAUAAAGCUAAAUAAUAAAAUAAGUUGUACCCUAAAGUAUCUCUCUAAAAGUCAACAAAAAUAUAUUAAAAUCUGUUAUUUUUUUUUCUAAUUGAACAAUCUCAAUAUAAAAUUGUUCAAUUACAAAGUUCUGAAAAGAAAGUCAAAGUUAAAAAUAUUCUAGAUUUAAUUUUCAAAAAUGAAGUUAGAGGACACGCCCCUUUUGAAGUUCAGACCAGACACAGUAGUGGAAGUGAGGAAAGAACUUAAUUUGGAUCAAGAUGAUAUUGAUAGGAUGCUGCAGACUUUUGAAGACUGGAUUGCGAAGCAAAACCAUUUUACUAGAAAGGAAUUUGACAGGCAUUUCUUGGAAACAUCCAUAGUGCACGCGAAAGGGUCUCUAGAGAAAGCGAAACGCACUCUAGACAAACUAUGUACUCUGAAGACAUUGCUGCCAACGUUUUUCAGCAAAUGUGACGUUAAAAAUGAAUUCACUGACAUUUCUGUAUGUAUAUUGCACGCAACUAUGCCUGUGCUUACAAAUACCAACUACCGGGUGUAUGUGGCCAAAAUAACUUCGACUCAUGUUGAUUCUCAAAUAGUACUAGACUACUGUAGAUUUAUUAUACUGAAGAGUGAGUAUUUCAAAAGAUACGACUAUGCGUUCGGGUCUAUCUGCGUUGUGGAUUGUCGAGAUGUGAACAUAUUGAACCUUGUUACGAAAAUCAACGUUAUGGACCUCCGUAGUGCUUUGGCUGUUUUGAUAGAAGGUUACGCCUUAAGAAUAAAAGCGAUCUACGUAGUUUCAACAUCGAAAGCAAUUGACGCGUUUGUGACUCUACUGAAACAAGUUGUCAGUCACAAAGUGUCAGACAGGAUCUAUGUGCUCAAAACUGUUGAAGCUAUACAUGAGCAUAUUCCUAGAGAAGCGCUGCCCAAAGACUAUGGUGGGGAUCAGAUGACGCUGAAAGAGGCCGAUGAAAACUGGAAGAGAGUUCUAAGCGAGAAGGAGAACGUGUCGUACUUCAGGAGUAUGUUCGCAGCGAGAACUAACGAGAACUAUCGCCUGACUGCCGCUUACAACGACGAAGUGCUGGGCAUGCCGGGCUCUUUUAGGACUUUGAAUGUCGACUAGAUAUAUUAUUCUUUGUA
Helicoverpa armigera (cotton bollworm) is the source of this 1194-nucleotide messenger RNA. RefSeq names its product alpha-tocopherol transfer protein-like. Gene Ontology annotation, cellular component: membrane. Bases 242 to 1177 code for a protein of 311 amino acids. The record is from RefSeq and is a predicted model, not a curated record. Gene Ontology annotation, molecular function: phosphatidylinositol bisphosphate binding. NCBI's taxonomy places the organism in Eukaryota, Metazoa, Arthropoda, Insecta, Lepidoptera, Noctuidae. The transcript has 6 exons.